CGCGCCGCACAGUUUUUGGGCAGUCCGGCUGCCUUGGUACACACGAAAGCAGCCCAAGUCAAACGGUGGCCCCGCACAGGGGACUUCACCUGUCUUCUAGGAGCGGGAGACGCAGGUGCACCCCCCCUCCCAAAAAAAAAAAAAGCUAGGAACCGCCCUCCCGUCCAAUCAGGAGGCAAAUAGCUGAUAUGCAAAUAAGGCGGAUCGUCACGUUAGCGGAGGUCGCCGGCAGCGACGGCACUGAUUAAAAAAACAAGGGAGAGGAAAAAAAUCAACUUGGGAGUUCGAGAACAAGCAUUUCUCUGGACUGACGGGCUGCUCACUGGGAGCGUCGCGACGCCACUGGGCGAGCCGAUUAAGUUGGAGAUGCUGCACUACCUUUCCUAAUUGGCUGGUGAUGCAGAACAUGUUUUUGAUCUUCAGGAACUAAAUUGCAUUCUAGGGAUUUGUUUCUAACAGGGUGGACUGUGGCUUCUCACAGUCCAGGUCUGUGGACACUGCUGGAGUAGGACUAAUCUCACAAUGGACUUGUUUGAUGAUCCAAUUUUGUAUACCAGAGGCAUGGAGGCUCUUUCAGAUGACAGCUUUGUCCUCUCGGGCUCCUCCUUGCUUGUAGAUGAUCUGAACCUUAAUGCAGAGUUUGAGCCCCUCCAGGUGGAACCUCUGGAUCAUGUGAAGCAGACCGGGAACACCUCAACAUCUCAGCCUAUCCUUGGCUUUGAGCAGCAUGUCAGUCCAUUUGAGUCCCUCAAGGAGACACACCCCCUAGACCAUGCCUUCUCAAUUGGAGUGGAAAAUGGAAGUGUGCUAACACCACCUUGUUCUCAGCAUGCUCCUUCCCCUACACACCAGUCAAGUCAGUCAAAUGGCUUGUUUCCAGGUGCCUCAAACAGCAGCCCAAUGUGGGGACAUCACCAUGAGAAUGGGACAGAAUUUCACCAGCAUAGUGGGGUUUCCCAUUCUAUGCAGCAACACAACAAAAGUUUCACAGAGCACCAGAACUUUGGGUUAUUUCAAACUGGUUCAUUGCAUCAGAGCCACCACCCGACCCAUCCUAUGCCACCUACACCAGUUUCUCAGGAGAAUAUAAACCAGUCCAAAUUGUUCAUGGAUGUAAACAGCACAUCUUCUAUGACAAAUGUUCACCGGACAGGAAGGAUGAGCAGCCAUCUUGGUUCUCAUCAUUCUGCUACUUCUCACCAGCUUUGUAACCUGGCCUCAAAUUUACAGCUGCCUUACCGGAGACCAUCUUCAACUCUAGCCCUGCCUUCCUGCUCUGUGAAUCAGAAUUCCCAUUUUCAGAAUUCGCCUUCCAGCUACACUUAUUCCGGUAAUACAUGUGUGAACAGUGAGAAGGUGCUGUCUGCGGGUUCAUUUUCCAACACAGUGCAGGCACCAGUUUCAGAUUUCCUAGAGGAGUCCGACUCCUUUCUUUUACUGGCAGGAGCCAGACAGGGACCUGCAGAACAACAACAACAGCAGGUGACACAAAAUCCUGUGUGUGAAAAUUCUUUUCAUGCAAAAAAUACUCAGGGUGGUUUUACCAGAGCAAGAAAUCCUACUGAAGAGUUGAGCUGCUUUCAAACAGCAUUGAGACGCUCCUCUGAGCAGUUUGGCAGCUCGCAUCCAACAUCGGGUCCUGUACCAAACAGCAGUGGCUUUUCUGAACUGGAAGAGAACUUACUUCAGCAAAUGGAUACUCCGUCUAUGCCUUUUGGAGACCUUGAUCCAGAUGAUCUUCUUGAGGGGAGCUUGCUGCCUCAGUUUGAAACCAGUUUUGGACAUGAAAACCCAUGUGCUUCUAUGGAAUCCCAUCCAUGUGACAACGCCUGGCCAGAUGUUAAUGACUCAGCACCUUGUUUCAAGCAACAGCCCCCUACCUCUAAAAACACUAAUGACUCUGGUAUGCCGGCUAAGCCAUACAGUGCCAAGGUGAAGAGCAACACCUCUAUCACGUCAGAAAAAAAGCAGAAGAAAAAGGCAUCAAUGGAAGUACUGGUGGAAGAUAAACAAGAAAAAGCAAACCGCAUAAUAUCAGAGGCAAUUGCCAAGGCCCGGGAACGUGGUGAGAAGAACAUUCCUCGGGUCAUGAGUCCUGAGAGUUUCCCUACCUCCUCCACUGAGGUCUGCCAAGAAAGGAAGGUUCGAAAGCUCAAAAAUAAACCUAAGGAAAAAUUGUUAAAGAAGAGCAAAGGUGGUCCAUCCUCUAAAGCAAAGCAGAAGUCAAAGAUUGGGAAAAUUGUUAUUAAAUUUGGUAAGAAGAAGAAGCGGAAAAAUGAGUCUUCAGAUGAAGUGUCUGAUACAGAACCAAUAUCCCACCACUCUGCCAAGGAUGAGGAUGUGACAAGGAGAUCAAACCGUCAAGUCAAAAGGAAAAAAUAUGCAGAAGAUGGAGAAUCCAAGAUUUCUGAUGAAGAGGUAAAGGUUUCAAAUAAAACCAAAAAGCUGACAGCAACAACAACAACAACAACCCCGUCUUCCAGAACUGAACAGCCACUGCAGCUUUUUGUGGAAAAUCCAAGUGAAGAAGAUGCAGCAGUUGUUGAUAAAAUCAUGUCUUCAAGAAUUGUUAAAAAAGAGGUUUCUCCUGGGGUGAUGGCAGAGAUUGAAGAGUUUUUUGUCAAAUACAAAAACUACUCCUACCUGCACUGUGAAUGGGCCACUGAGGAGCAACUUCUGAAAGACAAGAGGAUCCAACAAAAAAUAAAGCGCUUCAAGAUAAAGCAGGCACAAAGGGCUCACUUCUUUGCAGAUAUGGAGGAGGACCCUUUCAAUCCAGAUUACAUUGAAGUGGAUCGUGUGCUAGAGGUUUCAUAUUGUGAAGACAGCGACACAGGAGAGCCCAUAAUUUAUUAUUUAGUGAAGUGGUGCUCUUUGCCUUAUGAAGACAGCACAUGGGAGCUCAAGGAGGAUGUAGAUCAGAGCAAAAUUGAGGAAUUUGAGCUUUUGCAAACAGCCCAACCAGACACAAGGAGGAUAGAGCGGCCCCCAGCCAAUAUGUGGAAGAAAAUUGAGCGAUCCAGAGAAUAUCGGAAUGGUAAUCGACUCAGGGACUACCAGCUGGAAGGAGUAAAUUGGCUUCUCUUUAACUGGUACAACAGGCAAAACUGUAUUCUUGCUGAUGAAAUGGGUCUUGGAAAGACUAUUCAGUCCAUCACAUUCCUUGAAGAAAUUUAUCUAACUGGUGUCCGGAGGCCCUUUCUCAUCAUCGCUCCACUUUCUACUAUUGCCAACUGGGAACGAGAAUUUCGCACAUGGACUGACUUGAAUGUUAUUGUAUAUCAUGGCAGCAUGGUCAGUCGGCAAAUGCUUCAGCAGUAUGAAAUGUACUUCAGGGAUUCACAGGGCCGCAUUAUCCGUGGAGCCUACAAAUUCCAAGCCAUCAUCACCACAUUCGAGAUGAUUCUAGGUGGCUGUCCAGAAUUAAAUGCCAUUGAAUGGCGCUGUGUCAUCAUUGAUGAAGCACAUCGGCUCAAAAACAAAAACUGCAAACUACUGGAGGGAUUUAAGCUCAUGAACCUGGAACACAAGGUUCUCUUAACUGGGACUCCAUUGCAAAAUACUGUGGAAGAGCUCUUCAGUCUCCUGCACUUCCUUGAGCCAGUCCGUUUUCCUUCAGAGUCAACAUUCAUGCAAGAGUUUGGGGACCUGAAGACAGAAGAGCAGGUUCAGAAGCUACAGGCCAUCCUAAAGCCAAUGAUGCUCCGGCGCUUGAAAGAAGAUGUAGAAAAGAAGCUUGCACCUAAGGAGGAGACCAUUAUUGAGGUUGAACUGACCAACAUUCAGAAGAAAUAUUAUCGGGCAAUCUUGGAGAAAAACUUUUCCUUCCUGACUAAAGGCGCCGGUCAAGCUAAUGUGCCCAAUCUUGUCAACACUAUGAUGGAGUUGCGCAAAUGUUGUAAUCACCCAUACCUUAUAAAGGGUGCCGAAGAGAAGAUUUUGGAAGAGUUCAAAGAUACAUACAGUCCUGCCUCCUCUGACUUUCAUCUGCAGGCAAUGAUCCAGUCUGCUGGAAAAUUAGUUCUCAUUGACAAGCUGCUUCCCAAGAUGAAGGAUGGGGGCCACAAAGUUCUGAUUUUUUCCCAAAUGGUUCGAUGCUUGGAUAUCCUUGAGGACUAUCUCAUACAAAGAAGGUACCUCUAUGAGCGGAUUGAUGGUAGAGUGAGAGGAAAUUUGCGCCAAGCUGCUAUUGACCGCUUUAGCAAACCUGACUCUGACCGCUUUGUGUUCCUACUCUGCACCAGAGCUGGAGGCCUGGGUAUCAACUUAACUGCUGCUGACACAUGCAUUAUUUUUGAUUCUGACUGGAACCCCCAGAAUGAUCUACAGGCUCAGGCAAGGUGCCACCGAAUUGGCCAGAACAAAGCCGUGAAAGUGUACAGACUAAUAACCCGGAAUUCCUAUGAAAGAGAGAUGUUUGACCGAGCAAGUCUUAAAUUGGGACUGGACAAAGCAGUGCUGCAGAGCAUGAGUGGUAGAGAAAACAGUGUUGGAGGCCAGAUCCAGCAGCUGUCCAAGAAAGAAAUUGAAGACUUGCUACGAAGAGGAGCCUAUGGUGCAAUAAUGGAUGAAGAGGAUGAGGGUUCAAAGUUUUGUGAGGAAGACAUUGAUCAGAUCCUUCAACGGCGAACUAAAACCAUUACAAUUGAGUCAGAAGGAAGGGGUUCAACUUUUGCAAAAGCAAGUUUUGUGGCAUCUGGAAACAGAACUGAUAUUGCCCUAGAUGAUCCAAAUUUCUGGGAUAAGUGGGCUAAGAAAGCAGAGAUAGAUAUGGAUGCUAUCAAUGGUAGAAACAGUUUAGUGAUUGACACACCAAGGGUGAGGAAGCAGACACGUCCCUUCAGUGCAACAAAAGAUGAAUUGGCUGAACUGUCUGAAGCAGAGAGUGAAGGUGAUGACAAGCCAAAGCUUCGUAGGCCAUAUGACCGCCUUAAUGGAUACGGCAGGACAGAGUGCUUCAGGGUGGAAAAGAACUUGUUGGUCUAUGGGUGGGGGCGCUGGAAAGAUAUCCUGGUGCAUGGCCGCUUCAAGAGGCAACUAAACGAGCAUGAUGUGGAAAUUAUUUGCCGGGCCCUGCUAUCUUACUGCUUAGUUCAUUACAGGGGCGAUGAAAAGAUUAAGAGCUUUAUGUGGGAUCUCAUUGCUCCUACAGAAGAUGGUCAGACCAAGGAACUUCAGAAUCAUCUUGGUCUUUCUGCACCAGUUCCCAGAGGUCGUAAAGGGAAGAAAGUCAAAAACCAACCAAGCACGUUCGACAUCCAGAAAGCUGAAUGGCUGCGUAAGCACAAUCCUGAGCAUCUGUUACAAGAUGACGGCUACAAGAAGCAUCUGAAGCACCACUGUAACAAGGUGCUUCUCAGGGUGAGAAUGCUGUACUAUCUGAGGCAGGAGGUCAUUGGAGAUCAGUACCAGAAGGUCAUUGAUGGUGUCGAUCAAUGUGAGAUUGAAGUUUGGAUUCCAGAGCUUGAUCAUUCGGAGCUUCCUGCAAAAUGGUGGGAUAAGGAUGCAGACAAGUGUCUUCUGUUAGGUGUCUUUAAGCAUGGAUAUGAAAAGUACAACACCAUUCGUGCAGAUCCUGCUCUCAGCUUCUUGGAAAGAGUUGGCAAACCAGACGAGAAGGCAAUUGCAGCAGAACAGAGGGCCUGUGACUUUAUGGAUGGAGAUGUUGAUGAUCCUGAAUACAAGCCAGCCCCAGCACUGUUAAAAGAUGACAUUGAGGAUGAUGCAUCCUCACCAGGGGACCUAGUAAUUGCAGACAGCAAUGGAGAUGCACACAUCAUGGAAGGAGAUGCGAUGUAUUGGCCCCCUUCUUCUGCCUUAACCACACGCCUCCGCCGCCUUAUUACCACCUAUCAGCGAAAUACAAAAAAUAGGCAGAUUCAACAAAUUCAGCAAGUCUACUUGGCUCAGCAGUGCCUCCAAACACCUGUCUGUGAGGAGACCAUUACACCCAAGAUGGCAGCCAAAAUAGAAAGACAGCAAAGGUGGACUAGAAGAGAAGAAGCAGAUUUCUACCGUGUGGUAUCCACCUUUGGUGUGGUGUUUGAUCCAGAAGCUAGCAGGUUUGAUUGGACUAAAUUCAGAGCCAUGGCACGGCUUCACAAGAAGACAGACGACAGUCUUCAGAAAUACUUGUGUGCAUUCACAGCAAUGUGUCGACGAGUCUGUCGUCUGCCUCCCAAGGAAGGAGAAGUUGCGGACCCAUCAAUUUCUAUUCAGCCCAUUACAGAAGAGCGUGCCUCACGAACACUCUACAGAAUAGAGCUCUUGCGGAAAAUCCGUGAACAGGUUUUACGGCAUCCUUUACUGUUUGAGAGGCUGAAACUGUGCCAACCAAGUCCGGACCUUCCUGUCUGGUGGGAACCUGGAAGCCAUGAUCGUGACCUUCUGAUUGGUGCAGCAAAGCAUGGAGUGAGCCGCACAGAUUAUCACAUUUUGAGGGAUCCUGAACUUUGCUUCAUGGCAGCUCAAAGCAACUAUAGUCAGAACAAGGGAGCUCAGUCUCGGACUUCCACACCCCUUUUACAACAGCAGCAUCAGAUGACUUUACUGUGCUCACCACUUACCCCACAGCCAAGGACAACAGAUACAAAAGGCACUCAGGCAGAGGACUUGCAGUCUAGAAGUGAAGGGGUUAGCCAAGACAGAGAUUGUUCAGCCACAUCUGAGGAGGAUGAGGGUUCCAUUUCAACAGCAGAGUCAAAAAUUGCAGCAAAGGUCUGGAUUCCUUCAGGGGAUUCACUUCAAUUAGGACUAAAGAGCGGCAGUGACCGGAGGAUGGUGGCUGCAAGGACCAAGCCUCUGACCCCCAAUUCAGUGGCUAAGAAACAACACCGCAAGAGAGGCUGCAGUGGCAGUUCAGGGUCUGACUCUGACUCAGAUGCUUCCUCCUCCUGUUCAUCUCAGUCAUCAUCUUCUUCCUCCUCGUCUUCCUCAUGCUCCCACUCUGGGUCAAGCUCUUCUUCCUCCUCCUCAUCUUGCUCCUCAGGUUCCUCUUCGUCUUCCUCCUCCUCAUCUUCCUCCUCUGAAGACAGUGACAGUGAAGCAGAGGAGAGAAAUAAAAAUGCAGAUGCUAUGCCAAGAAUGAAAGGUUUUGAUGAAGACAGUGUUGCAUCACUCAGCACGACGCAGGACGAGACGCAGGACAGCUUUGUCAUGGACAAUGGAAUACCAAACUCCUCUCCCAUGUUUCACGGGGGUUACAUGCUAGCAGCUUCGUUCUGGCCAAAGGAUCGUGUCAUGAUCAACCGUCUGGACAGCAUUUGCCAGGCAAUCCUCAAAGGGAAAUGGCCAACUGUGCGAAGGACAUAUGAUUGCAACGCAGUAGCAUCCUUCUACACUACCAAGUUGCUGGACAGCCCUACUGCAGCUGCUAACUUAAGCGACUCCAGAGUCGGCACACCUCCACUGCCGGGCCUCAGGGAAGACCCGUCAGUGUCGCCUCAGAUGUUAAAGGUGAAGAAGCAUGUACAACAAGAAAAGGAGUUUACAGUGAAAAUCAAUGACCAGGAAGGUGGGCUGAAACUGACUUUCCAGAAGCAGGGCCUUCCCCAAAAGCGACCUUUUGAAACUGAUGAUAUUCCAAUGGGCCAGCAGCAGUAUUUGGCUCGUCUGCGUGAACUGCAAAGUGCCUCAGAUGCCAGUUUGGCUGAUUUCACCAAGCCAUUGGCUUCCUCAGGUGCCUCUGGUCAAUUGAGACCAAAUGGAGUUCUUGAACCACCUAUGGCAAAGAGGAGAAGAGGCAGGAGGAAGAAUGUAGAAGGAAUUGACUUGCUCUUUCUAAAUAAGAACAAGGUUUCUUUAAACAAUGUUGGAAGUACUCUUCAAGUUAGUCCCAGCAUGUUAUACUGCCAGGGCCAGGGGACACUAGAUAUGGAAAGCCGAAUCCCAGUCAUCAAUUUAAAAGAUGGAACACGACUUGCUGGAGAUGACGCACCAAAGAGAAAAGAUCUAGAUCAGUGGCUGAAAGGUCACCCAGGUUAUGUGGCCGAUGUUGGGGCUUUCAUCCCUGGUGUGAGUAAAAUGCCUUUUCAAGAUGGGCAACCCAAACAGAAAAGGCAUCGUUGUAGAAAUCCAAAUAAAAUUGAUGUGAACAGCCUGACUGGAGAUGAACGUGUUCAGGUCAUCAACAGGAGAAAUGCGAGAAAGGUUGGUGGUGCUUUUGCACCACCUCUCAAAGACAUUUGUCGAUUUCUUCAAGAAAAUCCAGAAUAUGGAAUUCCACCAGAAUGGGCUGAUGUUGUAAAAAACUCUGGUUUCCUUCCAGAAAGCAUGUUUGAUCGCAUUCUUACAGGACCUGUGGUUCGGGAGGAGGUGAGCAGACGUGGACGGCGGCCCAAGAGUGAGAUUGCCAAGGCAGCAGCUGCAGCCUCAGCAGCAAAUACCCCCAUUCUUGGUGUUAACCCUCUUCUUGCUAAUGGCCUGCUUCCUGGUAUGGACUUGUCUAGUCUUCAGGCUCUUCAACAAAAUCUGCAGAGUCUACAGUCAUUGCAACUGACAGCAGGGCUCAUGGGAUUACCAGCUGGUCUAGCCUCGGGGGAUGCCAAUAAUCUGGCCACCAUGUUUCCCAUGAUGCUGUCUGGCAUGGCGGGACUGCCUAACCUUCUGGGUUUAGGUAGUCUCUUGACUAAAUCUUCCGAAACAUUGACCUCUGAGGAUACAAAGGGAAAUGGAGCCAAUGAGUCUUCAAAGCUAUCAUCAGAUAUGAAAAAUGAAAGGACAGAAGGUCAGUCAGCAGAACCUUGCUCAGGAGAGCCUUCUGCCUCAAACUCUCCAUCAACCUCAAUGUCUACUUCAUUAAAUGCUUCUGCUGUGGCUGCUGCAGCAGUGACUGGAUCUCACUCAUUAGCUCUUAAUCCCUUAUUGAUAUCUAGUAUGCUAUAUCCAGGGAUGCUUCUCACUCCAGGCCUUAAUCUUCCUAUUCCAGCAUUGUCUCAGUCCAAUCUCUUUGAUGUGCAAAAAAGUGUAAACAGUGACUCGACCCUAGCGAGUGUCUCCGAGGAGACAGUAGAAGAAGUGAAACGGGAACAUCGGGCAGAGCAGGCAGAGACUGUUAUGCCUACCCCUGACAUCUGUGCAGAUGACGGUUCAGACAAAGAUGUAUCUUCAUCAGAGUCCCAGAGCUCCUCCUCCUCCUCCUCAGACGAUUCAGAUUCUAGUGAUUCUGACUGAAAAAAAAAAUAUAUAUAUGUAUAUAUAUAUAUAUAUAUAUAUAUAUAUAUAUAUAUAUAUAUAUAUAUUAGUGUUAAUGUACUGCACUUAUUUUUUUCUUUGUAAAUAAUGAAAAAGUGUUGAGUGUAAAAAGAAAAAUAAAGAAAAAAGACAGGAAAAUCCUAUCCUGAAAUUACUGAAAUGAGAUUUCAGUGUUUCUUCAGAGGUACAAUACUGUUUUGUACAGUUUGCAUGUAAAUCUUUAUUAGACUUCUGAAGUUGUGAUCUUGUAUUACACAAUGGUGUAGAAUCUCAAUGAAUUAGAAAAAAAACACAUACAAAAAUGCAUUAUUGUAAUUUUUGGGAUUUAAUUUUAUUAAAAACUGUGCUCAAGAUGAGCUGUACAUUUAAUAUAUUUGGUGAUGAAAUGAAAAAAGAAAAGACUUUAUAUACAUAUUUUGAUUUAAUUUGUAAAUAUUUUUACAGCCUCCUUGACACUUAUAAUUUACAGAUCAAACUUUGGAAAACUCAGCAAUAACUUGGGCAGCUAAUGAAUGUCACAGAAGCUGUAGAAUCUAUGUGUCAAUGAAACCAUCAUCUCUACAGAUCCUUAGCUGUAGCCAGCUGUCUUCUCAGAGCCACCUGUAAGCCCAGGUCUCUCAAUGCUGUUCUCUCACAGAUGUCAGAGAGGAAGUUGAAUAGCAAAGCACCUACAUGCAGGUGUUUGGUUCUUUUAUUUUUAAUCUUCAAAAGAUUAUUUCUAGACAAUAUUAAGUAUGAAUAUUACGGAUUAUCUUGCAAAGUGGAUGUUCUAAAGUGAGCUGCACUUUAACCUGAGUUGCACUUUUUGGCCUCAGUAUUCAUUUUGCCUUAUGUGUUUUUUUUUUGUUUUUUUUUUUUUUAAUUUCUGUUUGUUUCAUUUUGUUUUGUUUUUUUUACCUUAUGUCCAAACCUAACCUUGGUUUGGUUUGCAAAAAAAGCUCUUGAUUUGUGCACAAUUCUUUCGGCUCUGAUUGGAAGCAAGGCUUCAAAUGCUCUUGAUCAUUACUGGUGAUAUUUUGAAUUCAGGUACAGUUGUGUUAAAUAAUUUUUAACAAGGAAAAAAAAAACACUUUCCCUCCCCCCCAGCUAGCCAACUGAACUGGCCUCGUUACCUCAGCUGAGUUGAAAUAUAAAGUUUACAGCAGUUUCUUGAUUGUUUGCGAAUUAAAACAAAAGCAAGAAAAUCUGUACAGAGUUGUUCAUCUCACAGACUAAUGUGCCUGCCUUUGCUUGGUGUUUUUCUACUAUUUUAUUUUUGAAUCUCCUGCCACUUUUUCCAGGUUUUUUUUUUUCCUUUUUUGUAGAAGGUGGUCUGGAUUUGAAUAUUCCAUGUUCCAGCUUUGCUGCCAGUUGUCAAUCUCCACAAUUUGUCUUUAGAUUUUUAGAAUGAAGCUGCACGACAACUGGCUGUGCAUUUGACUUUUGGUGGGCCUCAGAGGCAAGGAAGGGUAUCCCUAAUCUAGCUAAAGCUAAUAGUAGUUGUGCAUUGGGUGUGCCUUUCCUGGUGUGACCCAGAAACUGCUGCACUGGUAUACGAGACAGUUUUUGCAGCCUGUAGUGAUUCAGAGAAUUCUGUUAAAGCAAUAGUAUUAUAAGCUUGGGCCACGCAACCAUCAUCAGUAUUCUCAUAGACAUACUGACCUGGCAGUAUCUUCUCAAGGACACAGUAUAUUUUAUAUAUAUUAUAUAUAAAAUAAUUAAUAUAAAUUUUAUAUAUAUUAUAUAUAUUGCUAAAACGCGGACCAUGUGUUGUUGUUAAACUCGGCUCUUUCCACACUCCAGCUUCCUAGGUUUGUUCUUUCUGUCAUGUGCCAGACAUGCAGUGAACUGUUAACUUUAUGGGAGAUUUUAGCUGCUAUCUGUGAACCAUUCUCAAGUUAAAUGUUUGUAUUGCUUUUGGUAGAGCUGAAAAAUAUGCCCAGCAUUGUUACCCACCAGUGUUUUGAAGUGGUGCUAUUGAUUGGUUGAUUACAGGCAUUCAGUUUGAUGCUGGAAACUGUACCAUGAUGGGAAUGAAUUACGUGGAGGCAAUAUGCACUAAACAGCAGCUUGGUAGAACUUCAUCCACAAGCUGAAUAAUUGAUUGAUUUUUAUCAUUGGAUGCUAUCUGUGGUUGACCAAAGUUCAAAAAUUAAAACACACACAUUUAUGUUAAAGGAUAAGGUAUUAGUCUGUGUGAAAAGCUUAGAAGUAAGGUUAUUUGUGCCCUGAUAGCAAUUUAUCCUAAAUGAGGGACCUGCUUAGAGGAAUGAAGUCAUCUGCCUACCACCCAUGUCUGUCACUUAAAUACCAUAGCAGUGGCUGCCUCUUUCAUUUACAAAUUCUCCCCCAGACAACUGAAGUCAUCCUUCAAUUUGGCAAACAACACAGAAUAAAAUUGUCAAUUUACAGUGUACAUUUUAAAUUUGGAAAAAAAAUGUUUCUAUCUACGUGUAUGAUAUAUAGAUAGAAGACAUCCUUCCAUCGAGUGGCCUGUAACACUUCAAUGCUUUCAGUUGCCAGAAUAUUCCUUGUGACAAUCCAAAGUACUUGUACUGAUGGGUGUAUCGGCAAGUCAUUAUGCAAACUGUUCUUGUAUGCAGGAGUCACGGGGAAAGAUGAAAUACACUAAAGAAAGAAAGAUGCUAAUAAAUAAAUCAUCUUCAAAAAAUAAUUCAUGUUAAGUAGUUGCUAAAAAUAGCUGUUCCUGCCUUGUAUUUGUAUACUUUGUCCUGAGCUUGAUAAUAUCUUGAAAAUCAUAUAAAAGUCCAUUGUUUUUUCCAUUUGGACAGUUGCAAUAUUUGCAAGUUGUGGUCUGUGUAGUCAAAAUAAUGCUUUCUGUAGAUGAGGAAGUCUUAAAAAGUCAUUUGUAAUUUAUUGAAUUACUUUCUAUGAAGUUCUAUAGAGCAAAUGGAAGUUUAAUUAUUUUUAUUAAACAUAUUCUUUGACUAUC
Erpetoichthys calabaricus (reedfish) is the source of this 12124-nucleotide messenger RNA. It is a transcript of the gene chd9, whose product is annotated as chromodomain helicase DNA binding protein 9. The transcript is spliced from 39 exons. Lineage: Eukaryota; Metazoa; Chordata; Cladistia; Polypteriformes; Polypteridae. The coding region runs from base 523 to 9171 and encodes 2882 amino acids. Gene Ontology annotation, molecular function: ATP-dependent chromatin remodeler activity; ATP binding; protein binding. The record is from RefSeq and is a predicted model, not a curated record.